AUGCAUUAUUCCAUUCGACGCUCUGUCCUGGCGUUUCCUGCAUCCAUUCUUCUGGGCUUCCUCCUCAGCCUGGGAGCUACCAAAGAAAUUGAGGAAGAUCAGGUUGUGGAGGAAAAGAAGAUUGUGGCUUGGAUGAUCACCCAGGAGCAAAUCACCUCUGUGAGCAAAAGUCACUUGAAGACUUUCAAAGAAAUCCAGAACCCCUCAGAGCUUAGUAAUGCCUCCUAUCAACAGUUGGCUGGAACCCUGCCCAUCAAGAAAAAACUGAUGACUGUAGGUCUGUCCUCUAUGCAACAUCCCCAGGGCAACUACCUCAUGAGUACCUUGAAGUCACUAUUCCUUGCUUCCUCUGAGGAUGAGCUGAAGGAUAUCCUAGUGCUGGUCUACCUGACUGUCCUUGAUUCUACUUGGUUCAAUGAGACCGUCACUGACAUUGUCAAGACCUUCAAUCCACAAACACUGGCAGGGCAGUUGCUGGUGAUCUGUUCCAUGUCUACUCCCUCUCCUCCUCUGAGGGCCCCAAAAACCAACCUCAGCGAGGACUACUCCAGUAUGGCCCAAUUUAAUCAGAAUGUGGCCCAUGCCUUACUCAUGAACUUUGCUGCCAACCUCUCUAACUAUUUCUUGAUGAUUGAAGAUAAUGUGCACUGUUUGCCCAACUUUAUCACCUGCAUGUGGAGAGAGAUAGUGACCUGGGAGAUAGAUGACUGGGUGCUGAUGGAAUUCUCAACAUGGGGUUUUGUUGGCAAACUCUUGCAUUCCAGUGACCUCCCCCGGCUGGCUCAAUUCUUCCUCCUCUACAAGGAGGCACCCCCUGAAGUGCUUCUCUACCACUUCCGAAAGCUGCUUGACCAGAACCAUCCCAUCCAAUUCAGCCCCUCCCUCUUCUAUCAAGUGGGCUCCUUCAAUAGGAGCAGCUCCAACAAACCAGAGUACAAGAUGGUCAAAUUUAAGGACAGAGAGGAAGCCCCCAACAACCCACCUGCCACUGUCUAUAGUAAUUUGCGGAUUUUAAAUCAUGUUUCUCCCCAAACGGCCUACAUCCUGGGUGAGGGAGGGUUCUUCUGGGCACUGGAGCCUAAAGCUGGCAACCAUUUUACUGUGGUUUUGGCCAAGGCAGCCACAGUAACCCGGGUGCAGGUGCUAACAGGCAGAGACCAGGAAAACAGUGAGAAGUUGAAGGAUGGAAAAGUAGAAUUAGGCUACGAUCCCGAAGGAGAGCCCAAAGCCUGUACCCACUACAUUCUGCUGGGGUCACUGGUAAAUGGGAAACUGGACCACAAGAUGCUGAAUAAAAAGACAGGGAAGAAUGUAAGCUGUCUGAAGCUAGUAGUGAGUACCUCUCAGCGUGGCAGAGUAAUGAUCAGGCACAUUAAUAUUUGGAGCAAGCCUGAGCAAUAG
Vombatus ursinus (common wombat) is the source of this 1401-nucleotide messenger RNA. RefSeq names its product alpha-1,3-mannosyl-glycoprotein 4-beta-N-acetylglucosaminyltransferase C-like. Gene Ontology annotation, biological process: protein N-linked glycosylation. The record is from RefSeq and is a predicted model, not a curated record. The transcript is spliced from 3 exons. Bases 1 to 1401 code for a protein of 466 amino acids. NCBI's taxonomy places the organism in Eukaryota, Metazoa, Chordata, Mammalia, Diprotodontia, Vombatidae. Gene Ontology annotation, molecular function: acetylglucosaminyltransferase activity.